This is a messenger RNA of Thalassophryne amazonica, 2492 nucleotides long. It is a transcript of the gene mylk4a, whose product is annotated as myosin light chain kinase family, member 4a. Bases 150 to 2492 code for a protein of 780 amino acids. Gene Ontology annotation, molecular function: ATP binding; protein serine/threonine kinase activity. The transcript has 14 exons. Gene Ontology annotation, cellular component: cytoplasm; nucleus. Lineage: Eukaryota; Metazoa; Chordata; Actinopteri; Batrachoidiformes; Batrachoididae. The record is from RefSeq and is a predicted model, not a curated record. Gene Ontology annotation, biological process: positive regulation of apoptotic process; protein phosphorylation; intracellular signal transduction.
GCUGAUAUUUUAUCUAGUUCAUACACUAAGUGGUCACACAGAAAGGCAGAGCUGGCUGCAAGUUUUUUCAUCUGCUCCACGGACAUUAUUAGUCUUGUUUUUGCAUCAAGUUGGUGUUUUUUUUGUGAUUUUUGAUAUCACCUGACGCCAUGAGUUCUCUGCUAAAGGACACAAGAAGAGGCUUGAAACCGAGCAGUAGUUCCCCCAUUGACCUCAUACAAAAUCAUGUUGAGUUGCUGAGCAGCAAGAUGGACAAGCUUAUGACCAUUCAAGAGAAGGUCCUCAGUCGACUAGAUGUGAUGUCUCUGAAGACUGACAAGGGGGAGGUCCAUCACCCAGAUGCAGGAGUAAACCAGACCCAGGUCAUUGGCCAAGAGGUGAAGGAGAUCUGUCAGGAGAUGAGCACCAUAAUGUUGGCGGUUAACGAGCGAUCAGAGCAGCAGGCUCAGAAGCUUGAAGGUAUGGAGAAACUGGUCCUCGGCAUGCAGCAAGUGAUCAGCUUCAUUGGGGAGACAUUGAAGAGCUCCCGGGUCAUGGGGCUGAUCUGCAGAGGUCCUACAGCCCGAAAAGGCGCCAAACCCAGAGACAGUAAAGGCAAGCCGGCCACCAAGCGGAAAUCCUCCACAGAGGCCGUAAACAAGACGCCUGAAAAGCUGAAAGACAACAAAGGCAAAGACGGAACAGAGGAGCCCCAUUUGAACCUGAAGGGUCUGAAAGUUCAGCAGAAGAUGAAGAUGAAGCCCCUGGAAAUGACAGACCAAACCACAUUGAAGAAGCAGGCAGUGGUUCUGGAAGACGUGGAAAAACUCAACAAGGAGAACAGUGAGAAAACAGAAGAGCUGAGCCCCACUUAUCUGGAACCUGGUGCAUCUCCUAAAUGUCAAGAAGUCCAAACCACACUGAAGAAGAAGGCACUGGUGCUGGAAAAGGUGGAGAAACUCAACAAGGGGAUGAGGGAGAAAAUGCAAGGGCUCAGCCCCGCUUAUCCAUAUCUGGGACUUGGUGUGUCUCGUAGAUGUCAACAAGGUGAUGUCCCCAAACGUAUCUCGGUGGAUUUCCUGCAAAAAGUGGAUGUGGCUGUGAAACAGGAAUUUGCUAAGGAGGUUGCAGAAGAGGAGGAGGUUGGGGAAAAGGUGCAUGAGGGAGAGUUAGAUAUGCUAAAAGAACCAAAGGAUGAUGUGGAGGAGGUAAUAAAGAAGAAAGAUGAAAAGAACGAGGAUGCUUCUGCUGUCACCAAAGCUCUGGAGGUUGCUGAUGAUGCUCAGAAGGACAACCUUGUUUUAAGCAAUGUCCAUCAAGGUGCCGUACCAUCUCUGGAUGCUGAGCAGGAUCAGACGGCACAGAUCAGCACAAGUACCACCACACUGUAUGUAGAGGAGGACAAGGAGAAAAAUGAAGGAGACAAAGAGCAGGAGUCUGAGGGCUGGGCGGUCUUUAAGGUUGAAGGAGUUGAAUUACAGCUCGAUCUAAAGGAAAAGGUGGAGGGACAGGGGAAAGAACACAAUGGAGCAAGAGAAGAGGUCAAUAAUGAAAAUGCUGCACGGUUCUUUAUAGACAAUGCUCCUCCUCCAGAGGCUCCUUUUAAUCACCGCGUUGUCUCAGCUAAGCCCAACCACAUCAAGAAUUUCUACACCAUCUACUGGCAGGAGGUGCUGGGCGGGGGUCGAUUUGGCCAGGUGCACAAAUGUAUUGAGAACUCGUCUGGUUUGACUUUCGCAGCAAAGGUCAUAAAAGCCAGGAGUCCAAAAGAAAAGGAGGUUGUAAAGAACGAGAUCCAGGUCAUGAACAAUCUGGACCACGCAAACCUGAUCCAGCUCUACGCAGCUUACGAGACCAGGAAUGACAUCAUCCUUGUCCUGGAGUAUGUUAGUGGCGGUGAGCUGUUCGACAGGAUCAUUGAUCAAAACUACACUCUAACCGAGCUGGACGCUGUGAUGUUUAUCAGGCAGAUAUGUGAGGGUGUGCGGCACAUGCACAAAAUGUACAUCUUACACCUGGACUUAAAGCCAGAAAACAUUCUCUGUGUGAACAGGGUCACAAAUAAAGUGAAGAUCGUCGACUUUGGUCUUGCCAGAAUAUAUAAACCACGGGAGAAGCUGCGGGUGAAUUUCGGUACCCCAGAGUUUAUCGCCCCUGAAGUGGUUAACUAUGACUUUGUGUCGUUCAACACAGACAUGUGGAGCCUGGGCGUCAUCACGUACAUGCUUCUGAGCGGACUCUCGCCCUUCCUCGGUGACAACGACAGUGAGACUCUGAGUAACAUUUUGGCCUGUCAGUGGAACUUUGAAGAGCAAGAGUUUGUCACCACGUCCAAUGAAGCCAAAGACUUCAUCACCAGGCUCCUCAUUUUCAACAAAAGUUUCAGGAUGGGAGCAUCUGAGGCCUUAAGGCAUCCAUGGCUCUCUGACCCAGUCCUUCAUCAUCAGCUUCAUACCAAGAAAAAUAUGUGCAGAUCGCGGCACUCUUCAUGUGUGUUUACAACACAUACUUAA